AUGUUCUCCAAACGAAGGAGACCAUUACUUCUGGAACAAACUUCAAUACAACUGAAUAAUAUGGAAGAUCGUUUAAUUAAGAGGGCAAUAACAGACAUCAAGAACUAUAACGAAUUUACUAAAAGCAAUUCCUAUUAUCUAAAGUCAAUCCAACAACAUGUGGACGAACUUUGUCCUGAACUUGCAAAACUUUGCGAAUUGGUGAAUCAAGAGAAUCAACAGCAAAUCAGUAUUAUUUCUAGAAUGAUUGUUGAUGAUUUCUAUCUAGAAUUAUCUCAAAUUCAAAUAAAUGAAAUUAAUCAACAAUUAUUCGAGCAUCAAGCUCAUUUGUUUAAAAAAUUAGUUUCCUAUUUGUUAAAUGAUAAUACAAAAUAUGCUGAAAAUCCAGAAAAAAUUGCACAUUGCUUAAUGAUAUACUUGGUUUCAUUUUCCAAUUAUCCAUCUUUUAUGACUUUUCAAUUGAAUCAUCUAAAUAGGUUACUUAUUAACAUACUCAAGAUUUGUCAUCAGCAUCCACAAAUAUUUGAAAUAUGGUUGGCUUUACCUGAAUAUACCGAGAACCAGUCAUUAACCAUUAGAUCAUUAAUUUCACCGUCGAAGCCACCAAAUUCGAAUUUUGCUUUAUACGACAUUCUCAUAAAAUUAUUUAUUGAUUAUGAUCAGUACGAGAGUUCUCAACUUUUACCAAAACUUUUGAAACUUACAAAUAACUCUCCACAAUUAUUAACUUGGUUUUAUGAACAUGAUCAAAUGGAAGAUGCCUUCACAGAAAAACUAGCAUUGGUUCUUCGCGAAGCAGUACAGAAUCGAAAAAUUCCCCAACCAGUUCAAGAUUCAUUCAACAAAUAUACCCAAAUCUUGAUUGAAAUUAUUGAAGUCAGUGCUCCAAGGUUAAGUAACAAAUUCUAUGAAAUAUUCGAAACCAAUUUCCUUAAUAAAAUGCUUGACAGGAAAUUACAUAUUCAUUGUACUUCAUUCUUAUUCUCAAUAUUGAAAACUCUUACAGAUAAUUCUGGAACUACAUUCACUUUAGAACGAAUCACAGGAAACAAAUAUUUUAUAUCUUAUAUUAACAAGAUUAUUGAACAAAAGCAUGAUAAUCAAGAAUUUUUACAUGUGCUAUAUAGCUUAUUCCUAGAGCAUGACAUUGCAAUCUUAAAAUUAAUGGGAUCGCCAGAAACUCCUCUUGAAUACCCCUGUCCUAUUAUAGACCUUAAAAUUAAAACAAUGAAAAUCCAUCAAUGUAAAACCAAUGAGGUUGCCAGACGGUUGGAAACUCUUGUAAAGAAUAGCUUUCAUUCAAUUGAUUUCUUCAAAAGACCUCCUACUGAAAACCUUAUAGUACUCGAUUUGUCUUCACAGUUGUUUCUUAAGUUAAACAUGUACAAUAACCAACAAUUCAGAAGUGUCUUAGAAUACCUCUAUGAUUCCUAUAUGUUCUACCAAGACUUGCUACAUCAAAAUGAUCAAUAUAGGUUCGAUUCGAUUGAAUUACAAAGAUUAAAGGAAAGUAGAUAUGUCCCUCCUAGUCCUGAUUUAUUAGAAGAAUUACAAAUUGAUAAUUAUGAAUCACAAACUGAAAUCAUUGAUUAUCACCAUUUAAGAUCAAAUUUACAAUUUUUUCAAAUCAACUUUCUAACAGAAUUAUACGUUCAUUCUAAAUUUAAACAUAUUCUAGUUAAUUUUGAAAUGCUUCCAAAUCAAAACACAUAUUUAUCUUCUUAA
Hemisphaericaspora subhashii is the source of this 1725-nucleotide messenger RNA. RefSeq lists its product as uncharacterized. The coding region runs from base 1 to 1725 and encodes 574 amino acids. The transcript is spliced from 3 exons. The record is from RefSeq and is a predicted model, not a curated record. NCBI's taxonomy places the organism in Eukaryota, Fungi, Ascomycota, Pichiomycetes, Serinales, Debaryomycetaceae.